This is a messenger RNA of Echinops telfairi (small Madagascar hedgehog), 2516 nucleotides long. RefSeq names its product zinc finger protein 628 (gene ZNF628). Bases 351 to 2516 code for a protein of 721 amino acids. Lineage: Eukaryota; Metazoa; Chordata; Mammalia; Afrosoricida; Tenrecidae. The record is from RefSeq and is a predicted model, not a curated record. The transcript has 3 exons.
CAGGACUCCGAGGCAGGCACCAGCAGGUAUGAGCUGGAAAGACAGGCCAGCUAAAGACCAGGCAGAUCAGAAGCUACAGUGGACCCGGGUUGGUGGGGCGGUCUCGGGAGCCCUUGGCUGCGACCCUGAAGGACAGACGGUGUGGAGGUGGGAGGAGGCCGAGGUGUUGGAGGAAGUCCCCUCCGUCUUUUGCAGACCAGCCAACCACCCCAAGCCCACUCCUGUCCGGUGGAUUCCAACCCACGGCGUCCUGAUGGGGUCACUGGGGUGGACAGCUCGGCGGGUUGUCUCACUGUGAAUGUGGUGGAAGCAGGUCACCAGGACUUUCUUCUGAGGUGCCUCUGGGUGUGAUGGUCGGCUCCCACGCGGACAUGGCGCCCGCCUCCACCACUGAGGGCGCUGGUGGCGGCGGCGGCAGCAGUGGUGAGAAGCCGGGUCCCGCCCCAGCCCCGGCGGCGCAGUACGAGUGUGGCGAGUGUGGCAAGGCCUUCCGCUGGUCAUCAAGACUUCUGCACCACCAGCGCACGCACACGGGUGAGCGACCCUACAAGUGCCCCGACUGCCCCAAGGCCUUCAAGGGCUCUUCAGCCCUGCUCUACCACCAGCGCGGCCACACAGGGGAGCGGCCCUACCAGUGCCCCGACUGCCCCAAGGCCUUCAAGCGCUCCUCGCUGCUGCAGAUCCACCGCAGCGUGCACACGGGCCUGCGCGCCUUCACCUGCGGCCAGUGCGGCCUGGCCUUCAAGUGGUCCUCCCACUACCAGUACCAUCUGCGCCAGCACACUGGCGAGCGCCCCUACUUGUGCCUGGACUGCCCCAAGGCCUUCAAGAACUCGUCCAGCCUGCGGCGCCACCGCCACGUGCACACGGGCGAGCGGCCCUACGCCUGCGGCGUGUGCGGCAAGAGCUUCACGCAGAGCACCAACCUGCGGCAGCACCAGCGCGUGCACACGGGCGAGCGCCCCUUCCGCUGCGCGCUCUGCCCCAAGACCUUCACGCACUCCUCCAACCUGCUGCUGCACCAGCGCACGCACGGGCCCGCUGCCCCUACCCCGGCCCCGGCCCCCGGGCCCCCCGCCCCUGCCGACCCCCAGCACCGCUGCGAGCCCUGCGGCAAGGUCUUCGUCUCUGACGCGUACCUACAGCAGCACCUGCAGACCCACGCCACGCCCGCGCCGCCGCCACCCGUCGUCCCCGAACUCUUCCUGGCCACCACCGAGACCACGGUGGAGCUCGUGUACCGCUGCGAUGGCUGCGAGCUGGGCUUCGGCAGCGAGGAGCUGCUGGGGCAGCACCAGCCCGCCUGCCCCGGGCCCGAGGCUGCGCCUUCGGCCACACCUCCGCUGCCCGCGCCCAUGCCUGCGCCCGCGCCCGCGCCCACGCCACCUGCCGCGCCCGGCUUUGCCUGCUUGCCCUGCGGCAAGUCCUUCCGCACCGUGGCUGGCCUCUCGCGCCAUCAGCACAGCCAUGGCGCGGCCGGUGGGCAGGCCUUCCGCUGCGGCAGCUGUGAUGCCACCUUCCCGCAGCUGGCCAGCCUCCUGGCGCACCAGCAGUGCCAUGUGGAGGAGGCGGCGGCCGGGCGCCCGCCCCCGCAGGCCGAGGCGGCAGAGGUCACCUGCCCGCAGGAGCCUCCGCCGCCCCCGCCCGCUGCGCCUGCGGCUUCUGCGGAGCGGCCUUACAAGUGCGCCGAGUGUGGCAAGGCCUUCAAGGGCUCUUCGGGGCUGCGCUAUCACCUGCGGGACCACACCGGGGAGCGGCCCUACCAGUGCGGCGAGUGCGGCAAGGCCUUCAAGCGCUCUUCGCUGCUGGCCAUCCACCAGCGGGUGCACACGGGCCUGCGCGCCUUCACCUGCGGCCAGUGCGGCCUCACCUUCAAGUGGUCCUCCCACUACCAGUACCACCUGCGGCUCCACUCAGGCGAGCGGCCCUACGCCUGCAGCGAGUGUGGCAAGGCCUUCCGCAACACGUCCUGCCUGCGGCGCCACCGCCACGUGCACACGGGCGAGCGGCCCCACAGCUGCGGCGUGUGCGGCAAGAGCUUCGCGCAGACCUCCAACCUGCGGCAGCACCAGCGCGUGCACACGGGCGAGCGCCCUUUCCGCUGCGCGCUCUGCCCCAAGACCUUCACGCAUUCCUCCAACCUGCUGCUGCACCAGCGCACGCACUCCGCCGAGCGCCCCUUUGCCUGCCCCAUCUGCGGCCGUGGCUUUGUCAUGGCCGCCUACCUGCAGCGCCACUUGCGGACGCAUGCCCCAGCCAACCCGGGCCCCAGCCCAGCCGGGCCCCCGACCCCUGUCCCGCUGGCCGCAGUCCCGACCCCGCCCGCCACGCAAGAUGUGCACGUCCUUCCCCAUCAGGGGUGGGGGGAGUAUGGGGCAGAGCGCCUCCCCGCGGCCCCUGCCCCCCAGAUGGUCCAAGUGCUCCCUGCAGCUGUGGGGCCCGCAGCCCAGCCAGGCCUGCCCGCCAUUCAGAUCCUGCAGACCCUGCCUGCGGUCCAGCUGGUGCACACGUUCUGA